This is a messenger RNA of Alternaria alternata, 1614 nucleotides long. RefSeq lists its product as hypothetical. NCBI's taxonomy places the organism in Eukaryota, Fungi, Ascomycota, Dothideomycetes, Pleosporales, Pleosporaceae. The record is from RefSeq and is a predicted model, not a curated record. The coding region runs from base 1 to 1614 and encodes 537 amino acids. The transcript has a single exon.
AUGCCUCAGAGUGAUUACGCAUGGGGUAACGUUGCGCUGGAGAUGCCCCGAAGGCUCCUUCAUGUCCCUACCAUGACAUCAGUCGAGCUACCACUACCCGGAGACCAAAAGCCAAUCUACAACAUACUCUCCUACACUUGGGGCCGAUGGAGGUCCAUUGAGUAUGAGUCCAUCAAUAUCAGGGGAACACCAUGGAAGAUUCCAGCAGUCGACCCUAACUUUGCCUUCUCGCCAAAACAAUUCGAAAACGUCCUGCGACGUGUAGCCAAGGAGGUCGAUUAUGUCUGGGUAGACAUCGCUUGCAUAAAUCAGGGGAGGAACCCGGAAGACAUUGCUGAAGGCAUGGAUCAGAUAGGAAAACAGAUGGGGAUCUUCAAAGGAGCACGUGAAGCUUAUGUUUGGUUGCAUUCCUCAUCGAGAAAUCAACUCGACAAGAUCGACGAAUCAGAAGAAGAUUUCUUGGAGUUUACCGACAUGCUUGGACGUCUCGAACAAGCAAGACAUGCAUAUGCAGACCCUCCCGACGAAGGACCCGCCAUUCAAACCCUGGAUAGCGCGAUGACAGCGCUUAGGUCGUGGACAAGUGACCCAUGGUUCAGUUCGUUAUGGACAUUGCAGGAAUCAGUACUCAGAAGAGAUGCCAUCAUCCUGUCCUGCGAAGGCGAGAUAGUUCUCUCUGCAGAUGACGAGACCCCGAUGGACCUUAGUAUGGCAGGAAACUUUCUCCUAAACGUGCUGAAGCGAACGUACAGAUUUGUUAAAACCUCUACAAACUCUCCUGUCCUGUUGAAGAAGAUAUCUGAGGCAAGAGAUGAGAUUCGCUCGAAUAUCCUCGCCUUCAUGAUAUGCAACAAUCCUAAUGUUGCCUUUGGACUGGCCAGACACCGCACAGCUAAGCGUGAGGAAGAUCAAAUUUACGGAAUCAUGCAAGUCUACGGACUCAGACUGGGCAAAACUAUGGAGCCUGACAAAUCUUUCACGCUCGAGCAAUUGAAAGAUCAACUCUCCAUUCGACUGAAUGAGCAAAGCCCCGUGCUUGCCCAGAUGUUCGUUCACUCGCAGACGCCCCGAGCUGGCCGGAGUUGGCAAAUAACACAGCAGUGUUGGGUACCAUCACCACUCAUAAGCUGCGAGCUGCGAGCUCGCGAAGCAAAUGACUGCUCCGUUUCCAUCGACGCCAACAUGCGUGCAAUUAUAACGGGCCGCGCUUGGCCUCUCGCCGACAUGAUCCCACUUUUGGAGGACGAGUGGAAUUGGGGGAAUCUCAUAUUAGAUUGCAACUCCAACAUCGGAAACGCAAGUUGGAAAUCUAUAGAAAGGGGCGACCCCCAAGUCCUAGCACAUACAGACAGGCGGCUUCGCGAGCGUUGUGACGAGAUAAGAAGAGCGCUUUCGGAUAGCUUGGACAAUAUCUUGCCCGUUGAAGAGCUGAUUCUCGUGUACACGGGCCGGAUCCAGGACCGGGAGUCCGUACAUCUUAGUCUUGUCUUAUUACGUCAACAAGAGUUUUGGAAGGGGUCUCACCUCUGGGUAAGAGUGGGUAUAUGCUAUUGGCGCAGUCAGCUCGACCAGCUACCUCCAAAUCCUAUUGGAGGCGACUUCUGUGUAAUUUAG